This is a messenger RNA of Eruca vesicaria subsp. sativa (arugula), 801 nucleotides long. NCBI's taxonomy places the organism in Eukaryota, Viridiplantae, Streptophyta, Magnoliopsida, Brassicales, Brassicaceae. The record is from the annotation of a GenBank genome assembly.
AUGGAAGAUUGUUCUAAGCAUAUAUUGUGCAGGGAUGCUGCUGCUCUAGCUCAUUUCUGGGCUUGUCUAGAAGAAGAAGUGCACAAGAAUGAAAACUUAACAGAGGUAGAUGUCGCUAACAAGCUCCUGGAAUUCCGUUCAGUGCAAGAUGGAUUUAUGGAGACAAGCUUCGAUACGAAUAUAUAUUCAGUUACUGAUGUGCACUCCUUUCCUCAAAUUAUUCCUGCAGGUUUCGGUGCAAACGGAGCUAUUAUUCAUUAUAAACCAGAGCCAGAGAGCUGCAGUCGUGUAGACCCUCAAAAACUUUUCUUACUCGAUAGUGGAGCUCAAUUUGUCGAUGGAACAACAGAUAUAACCAGAACAGCGAAUUUUAGUGAACCUUCUACCCGAGAAAAAGAAUGUUUCACCCGAGGUCAUAUAGCUCUUGAUCAAGCCGUGUUCCCAGAAGGUAAUCCUAGCUUUGUACAGGAUGGGUUUGCACGCUCUUCUCUAUGGAAAAUCGGACUUGAUUACUGCCAUGGGACAGGACACGGUGUAGGUGCUGCAUUCAAUGUGCAUGAAGGUCCUCAAAGUAUUAGCUUUCAGUAUGGAAACAUGACCCCUAUUCAGAAUGGCAUGAUAAAUCUCCUUCAUGUGAAAGAUGCUGAAACACCGAACCGCUUUGGUGGUGCUACGUACCUUGGAUUUGAGAAGCUUACAUUCUUCCCCAUUCAGACAAAGAUGGUUGAUGUUUCUUUACUAUCUCAUGCUGAGAUCGACUGGCUCAAUUGUAACCACGCUGAAGUCUGGGAAAAGGUUUGA